Heterobasidion irregulare TC 32-1 is the source of this 427-nucleotide messenger RNA. RefSeq lists its product as uncharacterized. NCBI's taxonomy places the organism in Eukaryota, Fungi, Basidiomycota, Agaricomycetes, Russulales, Bondarzewiaceae. The transcript has a single exon. The record is from RefSeq and is a predicted model, not a curated record. The coding region runs from base 63 to 296 and encodes 77 amino acids.
GAUCUCUGCAACUGACCACCACAUCCUGCGCAUUAUCAUGCCUCGAGGAAACAAUCACCACAAUGCACGAGGGGGUCCAAGAGGAAGAGGAGGUCGCGGCGGUCGCGGUCGCGGUUUUCGAGGCAGAGGGCGUGGAAGAGGACUCGGAUUCGUCUCCUAUGAUGAUAACGAUGAUUUCUCUCUCAACUUCCAGUCAAACAGUACGUUCUGUAUCCACACUUUUCUCAUUUCAAAAGAAGCACUUGGCUCAAGCCCACAAGUGGUCAUGCUUAUGCUAUGGCACAUCUAGACUUUAGAGGCUCGCCUCGCGGCUAUCACAGUCCAAACCCGGGCAUGUCGACGCCCGUGAGGGGCGCUGCAGCCCCUCGCGGACGUGGACGCGGGCGUGGGGAUGGAGGCUAUGACUCCCCAGGUUAUCAAGGUCGUG